Messenger RNA from Suillus paluster, 1707 nucleotides. RefSeq lists its product as uncharacterized. The record is from RefSeq and is a predicted model, not a curated record. Lineage: Eukaryota; Fungi; Basidiomycota; Agaricomycetes; Boletales; Suillaceae. The coding region runs from base 1 to 1707 and encodes 568 amino acids. The transcript is spliced from 7 exons.
AUGGAUUACUACUAUCCUAACAAUGGUGGCAGAUAUAAUCAACAUCAGUUUCAGAGUAGGGUUGAGCAUCAACAGCAGGAGCAACUACCACAUGGCUAUGUUGUGCCGCAUGGAGGUGGACAAUGUUCUGCUCCACUGGGCAGUUACGAGCACCAGGCAGUAGUGCCUGCACACAACACAAGGCAUCAGCAUCAGCAACAGCAAGAGAAUUAUCAUGCAGAACAUUACUGGUUUGACACGAAACACCAGCUGCAGCAGGAGCAGCCCUAUGAAUCAAUUCCCCGACCUGAACAUAAUCAGCAAUCUGGAGUACAAGUGCUCGAAGCAUGUGGUCGGCCUCAACCAAAUGAUCUAAAUCAAUUUGUCUAUGGUCCAAGUCAGGCAAACGAGGCAGGAGGUGAUCCAAGACCUCUCCCACCUCAUUCACAGCAGCAACCAUUGCCAGCCACAGCUCCGCAACCACAGAAGCGAGGACAUGAGGAAUAUCAUGGUAACCUCCUCCUGGAAGAUGGUGACAGUGCGAAGAAGAUAAGGAAAACUGAGAAUGACACACCAUCAACUCGGAUUAGUAGUGAAGCCCAUGCCAGCAAAGGAUUGAAGCAGAAGGCCACAGGUGCAAAGCUGAAGACAAAGGCAAAGACGAAAAUUGAUGGGGAACAAGCCAUGGCUCACCUUCAAGAGCAAAGCCAUUGGUCAGACAAGAACACCAAACUUUUGCUCGAAACCCUGCUAGGUGGUGACAGUGAAUUCUAUGAAGGCCUCACUGGCAAUGCUAAACACGUCUUCAAAAAGGUCUCUGAACGUAUAUUCAAAGGACGACGCAGCCCAGAGUCAAUCAAGGGACGUUACGAGCGCUUACGACGAGUGUUUUCAUAUAUCUUGAAUUUCAAGUCCAUCACUGGCAAUGGCGGUGGUGAUCCUGAUGUUGAAGUCCUUGAUGAGAAGAUUGAGAAUGCUCCAACAGCUGGGAAGGAUAUUGGGAACUUAUCUGGGGCUACCUUGAAAAAAAUGCACCCGGGACUUGUGCGAGAGGAAGAUUUUCGCUCUGGAACGAUCUCGGAUACAAUCGAUAUCAGCAGUGAUGAGGGUAGUGAUGGUGAAAGCAAGGACAGUGAUACGGAGAGGAAGACUAAGCCAAAAGCAGGUCAACCUGCACACAAAUCAGUUUUAUCUGCAGGUGACAAGAAAGUUAAGCCAACAUUGCAGAAAGGAGUCCCUGCGCUGCGGCACAAACGCAAGGCUUCGCAGACUGGUAUCGGCAGUGAAGCUGCUGAGUUUUUCGCAUCAAAUGUCGAAUUCCUGAAGGCAACAGCAGAUAGCGACAUUGCAUGCUUGAAACUCCUCGAAAAAUGCGAGUUCCGAGGGGACAAACAAUAUAAUUACAUGGUAGAGAAAGGGCGGGCUGAGAUGACACUGGCAGAACGUGAGGCGAAGGUGAGGCAUGCAAAAGAGAUUUUGACUACAGAUGGGAUGCCAGAUAAGCUGAAAGCAGCAGCUCAUCAAAUGUUAUUGGACUACUUCACUAUUGGAGCCAGAGAUAUCAACAUCAGCUCGGUCAUCCUCAGUGUCGUCAUGAUCAGGGUCAGAACUAUCAAACAGUGGAAUGAGCUCAGGUACAUCUCCAAGGUCAAUGCACAUAUUGUGCAGAGCAAAAAGUGCCUCGACAACACGGCGGCAAAUCCUUCAAACUGGGAAAACGGCCCUUGA